Molecule: messenger RNA, 1047 nt
Organism: Guillardia theta CCMP2712
Lineage: Eukaryota; Cryptophyceae; Pyrenomonadales; Geminigeraceae
Exons: 7
Coding region: 1-1047 (348 amino acids)
Source: RefSeq, a predicted model, not a curated record
AUGCGCUCGUUUGUUAGCGCCACCAAGCUGCCCUACGGCAGCAAACAAGUCAGAGAGAUGUUCCUGUCGCUUAUCGCACUGUCCAAACGAGGGAAAGCUCGGAUGACAGUCGAUGACUUCCGAAGCUUCUUCAAAAAAUAUGUAGACAAGAACGAUGCUCUGCUGGUCAAGAAACGAUUAGCACUGUACGGCUUGCUCACGAGAUUCAAAACGUUUGCGACCUCCUUCUUAGUGGCAGAGUCAGCUGAUAUAGUGGUGGACCAGAUGUUUCUCUUCCGCGUUGAGCAUGUCGGCAGUGGUGCGGGUGGCUACGAACCCAAGAGGGUGAUGAAGGAGUACUCGAGCAACAGAAUCCUGAAGAUGUCUGCGCUGGAAGAGCAGAUGUCGCAGCUUGAGCUACAGAUUGCUGAGGCAGCCAACUCAAUCAAACCAGGGAGGUUUGCCGACAUCGGGCUGACGGUGGAUACCAUCAUAGACGGGGCAGUCGAUGUAGAACAAGUCUGGACAGCAAGCAGACUCUCUCUCUCGCACGCACACCCACCAGCCAUGAGGAAAACCAAGACGCCAGAGCCGCGGGUGCAAGAGGAGGUGAGCGGGUCAUUUGCACGAACCUCGAGCCUCCGCAGAAGCAACAAUGAGAGUAGAACGCUGGAGCUCAUUGAGGAACAAUCUGAGGUCUACGAGCAUGACUCCUUCAGAAGGAAGAGUCGCUUUCUUGGCGAUGGCGAACAUGAGUUCGAUGAUGCGGCAUUGUCUCCGAAGCAAGACAUGACUGCUGAGAUCUUGGAAACCUUGAAGAUGUCGAACGAAAUGUGCGAAAGAACAAUUCAUGACAUCUGUACGUGGAGCAAAGAGUGGCUGGAAGAAAUGUUAGAGACAUUUCGGAGCUGUGUAGACGAAGAUGGACUAGCACUCAAGGACGUCGAAAGCUGGACAGAACAAGUCGUCAACGACGAGAUGACAAUAGUGCAAACUCUCUUUCCCAACCUUGAAGUUCGCUUUCAGCACAUCUUUCUCUUGUUGAGCACAUUGAUUUUUGAUUGCUGA